AUGCAGAGAUGUCAUAAGCCGGAAAUCACCACCCAACAAUCCACCGAUCCACGAUUUAUCUUUCUAUGCUCGGAAUGUGGCAGUAGAGGAGUGUCGUCUUCGAAAUCCCGAUCGUCUAGUCCGAAGUUGUCUGUGAAAGCUGCCGAGGCAAGUGCUCAGAAUCGUGGGCCUGGGCUGGCCCCACGCUCAGGUUCAGAUAUCUCGGCGACGUUCGAGGCAUAUAGGAAGAAAAGUGAGGAUUUACAUGCCAUUAUAGUUGUUUACCUACUUACGGAUCCCUAA
Molecule: messenger RNA, 282 nt
Organism: Cooperia oncophora
Lineage: Eukaryota; Metazoa; Nematoda; Chromadorea; Rhabditida; Trichostrongylidae
Source: the annotation of a GenBank genome assembly